Macrosiphum euphorbiae (potato aphid) is the source of this 234-nucleotide messenger RNA. Lineage: Eukaryota; Metazoa; Arthropoda; Insecta; Hemiptera; Aphididae. The record is from the annotation of a GenBank genome assembly.
AUGCACUAUGCCGGUAGAGACGAAUCGGUUUAUAAUUCAUUAAACAUCAAAAUUUGGUACUACAAACUUAGCCAAUCAUAUAACUGGCUUCGUCAGGGUCUCUACUAUGCUGGAGAUGCAGUUUGGGGAGUAACAUUAGCAUACAGUAGUGUCGAGUUGUCCAGAAAACGGUACUUGGUGCAGGCUUACGGGGUAAAAUGUACUUUGGAUCGACAAAAACGGUGUUAUUAUUAA